AUGCUAUGUGCCACAGGCCGCUACUGCGUUAGUUUCAGCACCAGGAAUAGCUUCACUAGCGGUGUUCCUCCCACGUUUCGAAAAUUAUCCAGAUCUUACAAGGUUUUGGCGAUCGAAACCAGCUGCGAUGACACCUGUGUGGCGAUUUUGGAUCGUAAAAGUCGCGAGGAAGCACCCCAAGUGCUGACGCAUUUAAAAGACACUCUUGACAGCGGGCGAGAUGGAGGAAUAAUACCUACACGGGCCCAUCUGCACCAUCAACAAAAAAUUGGGCCUUUGGUGCAGAAGGCACUGACAACAACGAAUUCACUCGGUGAAAUAGACUUGGUGUGUGUCACUAGAGGCCCUGGAAUGCCUGGAUCUCUCUCAGGGGGUCUCGACUUUGCAAAGGGUCUCGCUGUAGCAUGGAAUAAACCUCUAAUAGGUGUGCAUCACAUGCUGGGCCAUCUGCUGGUCCCGCGUAUGCAACAUAAUGGUGCCAAACCACAGUUCCCGUUUGCGAGUCUUCUUGUCAGCGGUGGCCAUACUCUUGUUGUCCUCUCAAAAUCUUUAAGCGAGCACGAAGUCCUCUGCGAUACCAUGGAUAUCGCUAUUGGCGAUUCACUGGAUAAGUGUGCGCGAGAAAUCGGAAUUCAAGGCAUCAUGAUUGCCAAAUGCAUGGAAACCUUCAUUGAUGAUAACCUGGAAGAUGCUCGUAGUGGCGCUUUUCCAAUGGUCCUCCCCUCGCCGCUCCGUAACCAAAACGGACGCAUAAAUUUGCAGAAAUUCUCUUUUGCUCCCUUUCUGACUGCUGUACGCCAAAACCUGCAGAAGGAUAUUCAUCUGUACACUGAUCGCGAAAGGAGAUCGAUGGCGUACCAAAUCCAGGAGUCGUUGUUUGAUCAUUUGGUUACUAAACUAAAACUUGUCAUUCGCAUAAGACCCGAAAUUUUCCAACACGUCCGGCAAUUAGUAUGCUCUGGCGGUGUAGGAGCCAAUAAAAGGCUUCAGCAAAAACUUGAAACCGAUCUGGUAAACCAUUUCGAUGAAAUUUACUAUCCUGAGCCCUCUUUAUGUACUGAUAACGCAGUUAUGAUCGGAUGGGCUGGAAUAGAACUCCACGAACUACUUGGCCUUACGACAAAUCUCGACACGAGUCCCAUCAAAAAAUGGCCAAUUGAUGAGUUACUUCAACCUCCCGGUUGGAUCCAGCUUUGUAAAUAG
Molecule: messenger RNA, 1203 nt
Organism: Lachancea lanzarotensis
Lineage: Eukaryota; Fungi; Ascomycota; Saccharomycetes; Saccharomycetales; Saccharomycetaceae
Gene: QRI7
Product: LALA0S03e04148g1_1
Exons: 1
Coding region: 1-1203 (400 amino acids)
Biological process (GO): mitochondrial tRNA threonylcarbamoyladenosine modification
Cellular component (GO): mitochondrion
Source: RefSeq, a predicted model, not a curated record